AGUGUCUCACGAAUCCAUCGAUUCGACUCCUUCGCUGACGAAUUGAGGUCGUCCUGAAAAUUCUGACCACGCUCUCUGCUCCCUACAACAAGAAAUGGCUGGGAGUGAAGAAAACGUACGAAAAAUAGUUUUGGGUGUCGAUGGAAGUGAACACUGUGCACGAGCUCUUGAUUGGUAUGUCACGAACCUUUGUAACAAAGAAACUGACAAGUUAUUUAUAAUCCACGCACAGGAGCCUCCAACCAUUCCUGCUGCUCCUUACCCUUAUGGUUAUGCAUACUAUGAGGAAUGGCAGCAUUUACUUCAGAAAAGUGAUAAACAAGCAAAAGAACUGUUGGAGAUGUUUGGAAAAAAGUGUAACCAGCACAAUCUGAAGUUCAAGUUGUACAAAGAAGAAAGCAACAGACCAGGAGAGGUGAUUUGCAAGCUGGCAAAGGAUGAGUGUGCAGAUAUUGUUCUUAUUGGUUCACGUGGUGUUGGAACUCUGCGUCGCACAUUCCUUGGUAGUGUUAGUGACUACUGUGUGCACCACACCCAUAUUCCUGUAGUGGUUAUUCCACCUCCAAAUCGUCAUGACGACCAUGCUCAUGCACAAUAACUUUAAUUUACUUUUGAAGAGUCUGACUCACAUAAGUGUAUACCACUGAUUGUAGUGAGGGGUAAUCAUUCGUGAUCUCCAAGCAGAAUAGCUGUGAGACAGAUGAUGAUUGGAAAUUUCAGUUCUCAGUAUGCACUGGAAGACUUUUGAAAUAGAAAACUACUUGAUGAUGCUAAAUGAUAUGCGAUAUUGUUCUAUUUCAGAAAUAAGUCUUCUUAGAGAAAUCAAGUUGUAACAUGAAUUAUUCCCUUGAAUUUGAACUGUUGAUUCACUGAUAGUAACUUUCUCAUAUUUCUGUUAACUGAUUUUCAAUCUUCUGUGGAGGACAGAUUAAAAGGAUAGAAAGUUA
Messenger RNA from Stylophora pistillata, 947 nucleotides. RefSeq lists its product as uncharacterized. NCBI's taxonomy places the organism in Eukaryota, Metazoa, Cnidaria, Anthozoa, Scleractinia, Pocilloporidae. The record is from RefSeq and is a predicted model, not a curated record.